CUAUUUCAAGCGUUGAGCUUUUAUUCAUCUUUCUGGACACAUUCGAUGAUGUCGUUCAUCUACUUAUAAGCCUACCUGAUUGUAAAAAAUAAUGCUCGAUUACUGUUUCUUACAUCUACUGUCUUCAUUAUUUAGAGCUGCCCACUUUCUUCUGAAGAUGUCAACCCAUUCUCACAGUAGGCUAUAGAAAAGCUUUUUGCAGUGACUUGAUUAUAUAGCCUAAAGCGCGCAGCGCAGAAUUACAAUCCUAAAAUAGCCGAUUCUAUUUCUCAUCUUAUAAAUAACAGUUAAAAAUCAAUAUGACUACUGCAUUAAACAGUCUAUUUGCCAUUUCCUUGAGAUGCCACUUUUACAGCUUACUCCUAUUUUUUCUUUUUACAUUGUAGGUGUGGCCUCGGAUUGAGUUCAGCUGUGUAUUAAAAACCAUGGCUCAUAGAGCGCCCAAUUAAAAGACCGUGAAAACGCGCUUCCCGUUAGAUGGAUAAGAUACAAGUCAGGAUACGUUGGCUUAGUACCUGCGGACUGAGUUAGCCUAAUAAACAAAAUGCUUAAAUUAACACUAUUUGUGACGGCUUUGAUCUGUCAGGAGUUGGGUAAUCUGUUUGCGUAUCCUGACAUUUCUGACAACGAACUUUAUUAUUUUCAAACAAGUGAACGCUUGCCAGCAAAGAAACCCGACCGUCAGCUGAAGGAGCAAUUUAGUGGGCCGAAUAUUCUGGUCACAACCGUUGCGGUAACCUGCCUUCCAGCUUACAUGGUAAUCACGGUCAAGGCGGAUCUGUUUAAUAUAGGCCUCCCUGUUAAUGCUGCGGACCUACGACUUGGAACAGAAAGCCAGCAUGGCACAUCAUGCGGCGUCAUCGCGACUUCAGCUGAUGAAUACAUAAUCGAAGCUCCUCUAACUGACUGUGGCACUCAGCACUGGGUGACAGAAGAUGCCUUGGUGUAUACCAACCUCCUCUUCUACUCACCUGAGCCUUCACUUGAUGGUCUUGUUCAAACAGAGGAUGCAGUCAUCCCUAUUAAAUGUUAUUAUGGCAGGCGAUUUAAUGUUGAUGCAAACCCAAUCCUGCCAACCUGGAUUCCCCACCAGUCCACACAGUUUGCAGUAGAAAACCUUGCCUUCUCAUUGAAGCUGAUGACAGAUGACUGGCACGAGACUCGACUCUCCAGUGUGUACUUGCUGGGAGACAUGAUGAAUAUGGAAGCAUCUGUUUAUAUGCCGCAAAAGGACUUGCUUGUGUUUAUUGAGACUUGUGUUGCCACAACAACGCCCAACACAAAUUCAGUCCCCAGAUAUAAGUUUGUAGAUGAUGGGUGUGUGUUGGAUGGGCAGCAGACUGGUUCAAAGUCCCACUUCCUGCCCAGGCCCCAGCCCAACAAGCUUCAGCUUCAGCUGCAGUCUUUCAUAUUCCCCCAAAUGUGCUGUGAGAUCUAUGUUACUUGUGUGCUAAAAGCUUAUCCCCUGAAUCAUGCAAGUGGGUCCAAGAGCAAGGCUUGCUCCUUCAUUGAUGGCAGGUGGAGAUCAGCAGAGGGAGAUGACCAGACCUGUACCAGCUGUAAUGACGUUGACCAGGAUCCCCCAUUUCAUCAGUCCCACCUGGACUUGGCCACACCUAUUUAUAAUCUCAAACAUAAUCCGACCAAGUUGCUCCCUUCACCUCAUAGAUGGGGUGUUUUGACGCCUGGCAUGCAGGCAGACUCGGCAGUGCUGAGCCCUGGCUCCGGCUCUGUCAUCAGUCAGUCUCUGCAGGAACCUACUGCUGCCUGGAGGAGCACCAUGGCCUUCCAGAAAGGGACCAAUCUGAGGACAUUGGAACAUGAGGCAAGUGUAGGCCCACUGACUGUCUUCACAUGGAAAAAUGACCUGGGAGUGUUUGUGCCCCCUGGAGUGAAGGAAGGCAUUCCUCACUUUUCUUCUGCUAGAGGCAAGAAGCCAAUACCACAUGACCGCCUCUGGGAAAAUGAAGUCUAUGCCGGCAUGGAGGCAGAUGAGGGAAAUGAUGCCUUUGGGCCCACAAAUUCUCCAGUUGCCUUGCCCACCUCUGGGUCUCAGCUGUGGGAAAUGGAGAUGACUGCAGCAGAAGCUUUGCACACUGUUAAUACGACUUCAAGCCAGAGACAUGCAGUCACAGGACCUAGUCUUCUGGUUGCCAACCCUGCAAUGGAGAGAGAGCAGUCUACAGACACAGUACCUUCCAUCUAUGGCUCCAACAGCUCAAUGUUAAAACCUGCACAGCUGAAAACCAAGCUAGAGACUACAACCUCCACGGAGACUAAGCAAACAGUUGCCGAAGACAGCCAUGGAAGUACACAAAAAGGAAGUGGUGGACAGUUUGUGAAAUAAACAUUCCAAACAGUA
Molecule: messenger RNA, 2362 nt
Organism: Electrophorus electricus (electric eel)
Lineage: Eukaryota; Metazoa; Chordata; Actinopteri; Gymnotiformes; Gymnotidae
Product: zona pellucida sperm-binding protein 3-like
Biological process (GO): positive regulation of acrosome reaction; egg coat formation; binding of sperm to zona pellucida
Cellular component (GO): extracellular matrix
Molecular function (GO): acrosin binding
Source: RefSeq, a predicted model, not a curated record